AUGUUGCUAAAGUCCAGUGGUGGUGGGGGAGGUAAUAGCAGCAAGAAUGAUUUUCGCCGAAAGUGGGACAAAGAUGAGUAUGAACAACUGGCUCAAAAACGUCUCGAUGAGGAGAGGGACAAAAAAGAUGGUAAUUAUACUUUCCUUUCGCCCCAGUAACUAACACAUGGGAGCUAAUAAUAUGGAUUAAGUGUUUUCUCCCUAAAUCAUCAAACUAUGGAGGCAAAAUUCUAAGUGAAAGCUUCAAACUGAAGUUGAUCCCCAUGAAUACCUGUGAGUAAUGAUUAGGGGAAGAACACACCCUGAACAUAUACAUCAUUAUAAUGCCUCCCUUCUCUCAGGCAAGCCAGCGCCCCCAGUCAAGCGGGAGCUCCUGCGACACAGGGACUACAAGGUGGACCUCGAGUCCAAGCUGGGUAAAACCAUUGUUAUCACCAAGACCACACCACAGGCUGAGAUGGGCGGGUAAGAGGCUGGCAUCCAAAGAUGUUCCUGAAAUGAAGUUAACACUGUAUUGGCACUCCCUUAUCUAAGAGCUGUAUGCAUUAUAUCAUUUAUUAAUACAGAUGAGCCCUAAUUGAUCUAUUUGUCAGGUCCUUGUCUUUUUGACAACAGUGAUACAGGUGUCUGAUGAUGUUCUAUCUCAUGUUCAGGUACUACUGCAAUGUGUGUGAUUGUGUUGUGAAGGAUUCCAUCAACUUCUUGGACCACAUCAAUGGCAAGAAACGUGAGUAUGCACAACAUUGUCAUCUACAUUAGAAGUGCAGCGUAGAUGGCUAAAUUGGUAAUAAUCUACUUUCUCCUCACAGACCAGAGGAAUCUGGGGAUGUCCAUGCGCGUAGAGAGAUCCUCAUUGGACCAGGUGAAGAAACGAUUUGAAGUUAACAAGAAGAAGAUUGAGGAGAAGCAGACGGAGUAUGAUUUUGAAGAGCGCAUGAAAGAGCUUCGAGAAGAGGUCAGUGAUGGGGCUAGAAUACUGUCAAUCUUACUCUCAGUCCAAAUGGAUGUAAUGUGUAUUAGUUUAGGUCAGGAAAUAAAUGCCAUUGCUGGUAUGACUAACACGUAAGUUAAAUGACCAUUUAAGCUAUGCUAAAACAAAUAGUGAAAGCACAUAUCCCUGUCACUUCUUUUCCCAGGAGGAGAAAGCAAAGGCAUACAAGAAGGAGAAGCAGAAGGAAAAGAAGCGUAAAGCAGAAGAGGAUCUUUUCGAGGAGGAUGAUGAAAUGGCUGCUGUGAUGGGAUUCUCAGGGUUUGGUUCCUCAAAGAAAGGCAAAUGACCUAAAGACUUUCUGCAUUUCUUUACACUCUACGACCUUUCCCUUUUGGCUGAUCACAAAGUAAACUUUGCUGUCUAUAGUAUUCUAUUAGCCUGUUCCCUGAUGUGCUUUAGCCAGCUAUUUGUUGUCCUGAGCACGAUAAAAGGGUUGGCUAUAGAUCAAACUGUUCUGCUACCAGGUUGGUAUUCUAUGAUGCAUCAUAUCCCCAAAACCCCCAUUCUAUUCCAAAACCAGCCCCUCAAAAAACUAAACACAUGCUGUACAUAGACACAGUCUGAGGAGUCCCUGAAACGGCUAGGUUUGUGGUUGAUAGAAUGGGAUAACAUGUCAUAGUAAUACAAUUAGUAAUUUAUUGGGAUUUUUAUAUCCGAAUACAAGGGUAAAUGUCCACUGAGAUGUUUUAUUUUAUUUUUUUAUUUUAUAUAAACUUACAACAGGUUACCAUUGACCCUUUGAAGCUUAUUUUGUGUGUUCAUUUAUGUCAGCAUUCCACUAGUUGCACUACCUAUAUUUUCUGUAGUGUUUUAGCGCAAAUAUAGUGGAUGUUUAAGUUUCAUCUGCUAUCAAAUACAUCAGUUAUUGGACAGUGCAUUUAAUUUAAUUUGCCUUUUCAACUGUUGGGCCCCCAAAUGACAACCUCACAACUAAAUGCUUCCCUAGUAAAUGUCACCUAGAAACAUGGGGCAAUUGUGUGUGUGUAGUAGUGUUUGCCUUACUCAAGACAUCUGUGAUUCAUACAAUAAAUUGUUUGACUUUGUAAAUCUUUUGUAAUAAUUAAUAAUAAUUAGUCAUUUAGCAGACGCUCUUAUCCAGAGCGACUUACAGGAGCAAUUAGGGUUAAGUGCCUUGCUCAAGGGCACAUCGACAGAUUUUUCACCUAGUCGGUUCGGGGAUUAGAACCAGCGACCUUUCGGUUACUGGCACAACGCUCUUAACCACUAAGCUACCUGCCGCCCUUUUGUACUGCCAUCCUUCUCAAUAUGAAACUAUGGUGCAAACAAAAGAGGAUUACUCUGGAACAAAUAUGCUUGC
Messenger RNA from Coregonus sp. 'balchen', 2309 nucleotides. The record is from the annotation of a GenBank genome assembly. NCBI's taxonomy places the organism in Eukaryota, Metazoa, Chordata, Actinopteri, Salmoniformes, Salmonidae.